Molecule: messenger RNA, 183 nt
Organism: Penicillium verhagenii
Lineage: Eukaryota; Fungi; Ascomycota; Eurotiomycetes; Eurotiales; Aspergillaceae
Exons: 1
Coding region: 1-183 (60 amino acids)
Source: RefSeq, a predicted model, not a curated record
AUGCAGACAAAACGGACAGCACUUGAGUACAAGAUUGAUGUCAGUAUGCCGAAUGCUGAAAUCUUCAAUCUCAGUGCGGAGCACACGAUCAUUGAGAAAUCCCACUCUUCAGUCUCCGUUGAUCAAUUGAUGCCAGUUCAUUGUUUUGACUUGAUCCGCGGCCCGGUCGCCUUUGAAGUUUGA